This is a messenger RNA of Syngnathoides biaculeatus (alligator pipefish), 860 nucleotides long. It is a transcript of the gene btf3, whose product is annotated as basic transcription factor 3. Gene Ontology annotation, cellular component: nascent polypeptide-associated complex; cytosol. The transcript has 6 exons. The record is from RefSeq and is a predicted model, not a curated record. Bases 119 to 607 code for a protein of 162 amino acids. NCBI's taxonomy places the organism in Eukaryota, Metazoa, Chordata, Actinopteri, Syngnathiformes, Syngnathidae.
GUACAGCUCAAUAAGCAAUGCGCGCGCACACUAAACGUCCCCUUUUUAUUUACGUCAUUUCCGGCUUCCUUUCUGGCGUCCAUCUUCCUUCCCGCAUGUGUCUGCUGUUAGUUUACAGAUGAAAGAGACUAUAAUGAAUCAGGAGAAAUUAGCAAAAUUGCAGGCGCAGGUCCGCAUUGGAGGAAAGGGGAGCGCUCGGCGAAAGAAGAAGGUGGUGCACCGGACGGCCACGGCGGACGACAAGAAGCUGCAGUUCUCCUUGAAGAAGCUCGGCGUCAACAACAUCUCCGGCAUCGAGGAGGUGAACAUGUUCACCAACCAGGGCACGGUGAUCCACUUCAACAACCCCAAAGUGCAGGCGUCGCUGGCCGCCAACACCUUCACGGUGACGGGCCACGCCGAGACCAAGCAGCUCACCGAGAUGCUGCCCGGCAUCCUCAACCAGCUCGGCGCCGACAGCCUCACCAGCCUCAGGAGGCUCGCCGAGGCCUUGCCGCGACAAGCCACAGAUGGGAAAGCGCCCAUCGCCACCGUAGAAGAAGACGACGACGAAGUACCAGACUUGGUGGAGAACUUUGACGAGGCUUCCAAGGACGAAGCAAACUAGAGGACCAAGCGACGAUUGUGUAAAAUAAUUUUCCUCCGUGUUAUUGUUCAUACGUGGCCUCCGUACAAAAACAAAUUGCCAUGUGUGCAAUUUAAAAAGCGUAGCUGCUGUCAAUCAUGUGCAACUUUUUUUUUCUUUUUUUAAACUGAAACACGCAGACUUCCGGUAAAAAUCGUUUUUUUACAUUUUAGUCUGCUUGUCCUUGCGAUCAUCUUAAAGGUGGGAGAAUAAAAGAAAGAUGGAGUGGAAAUUA